ACACAACCCGUAAACCACGUGAGGGUGAAGAGGAUGGAGUACACUACCACUACACCUCAGUCGAGAGUAUGAAGGCCGAGAUUGCGAAAAACACCUUUGUUGAGCAUGCUAUCUUCUCUGGUAACCAUUAUGGCACCAGCUUCAACUCUGUGCGAAAGGUCAUUGAUAGCGGAAAG
This is a messenger RNA of Sphaeroforma arctica JP610, 176 nucleotides long. RefSeq lists its product as hypothetical. Gene Ontology annotation, cellular component: cytosol. The record is from RefSeq and is a predicted model, not a curated record. The annotation marks the transcript as partial. The transcript has a single exon. Gene Ontology annotation, molecular function: GMP kinase activity. NCBI's taxonomy places the organism in Eukaryota, Ichthyosporea, Ichthyophonida.